AUGGAAAUUUUGCGCGCAAAGAAGGUGCACUUGCUUGGCUUCACCUUGAUGUUUGCGGCCUGGAGAAGCCGGAACACGUCGAGUAUGUGUCCACAAUGCUCAUCGAAGGUGCGCAAGAAGAUGACAAUGUCAUCUACAUACACAAAUGCACUCGUCCACAGUACCUGCGCUAGCGCUUUAUUCAUCACUCGUUAGAAUGUCGCUACGCUGUUGCAGAGGCCCAUCGGCAUGCGAGCCCACUGCUUCUGUGUCUGUCCAUCGAUUGAAAAUGCUGUCUUGUGUCGGUCGUCCGGGUGCACUUCAACUUGCCAAAAGCCUGAUGUCGCAUCAAGCGUGGUAAACCAAGACAUACCAUGGAGGCACUCGAAGCAUCGACCGAUUAAUGGUGGCGCGUAGCGCGACUUUUCUGUGAUUUCGUUCAGCCAGCGAUAAUCGAUACAGAGGCGCCAAGAGCCAUCUUUCUUCCUCACCAUCACAAUGGCGGCAUUGUACUCAGAAUCCGCAGGCUCGACGAUGCCUGA
Messenger RNA from Vitrella brassicaformis, 521 nucleotides. NCBI's taxonomy places the organism in Eukaryota, Vitrellaceae. The record is from the annotation of a GenBank genome assembly.